UUAAUCGCUUUUGUUUGGUUUUUCUGUCUUAAGGCUUCAUUCAUUCAGCUUCUCCACUCAUAUCUCCCCAAAAGCUUUUGUUUCUUUCUGCUUAUGGAAGGCCCUUAAACUUUCUCACUCUGCUUCACUUUCUCCCUUUAGCAUUUUCUUGCGAAAUAUUUCCACAAAAUCAGUAGCAGUUUUUUUCGGUCUCUGAUAUACCAAAACUCGCUUCCUUAGUUUUUGGCAGUUUGGUUUGAUUGUGUUUGGAGUGUGAUGUCGCCGCCGGCGGUGGUAACGGAGGAGGAUGGGCUGAGCAAGGUGUCGUCGACUGUAGCGUCUGGUUCUUCGCAGUCCUUGGAUUGUUUCUCUCAGAAUGGGGCUGGAUUGAAAGAAAGGAAUUACUUAGGGUUGUCUGAUUGCUCAUCAGUGGAUAGCUGUGCAUCUACUGUGCCAGGCUUGGGUGAUGAGAAAAAGGAGAACAUGAAUUUGAAGGCUACGGAGUUGAGGCUGGGUCUUCCCGGGUCACAGUCACCUGAAAGAGAUCCUGAUCUUUUCUCUUUAAGCUCAGCAAAGCUCGACGAGAAGCCACUGUUCCCAUUAGUUCCUACUAAAGACGGGAUUUGCUUGUCGUCCCAGAAAACUGUUGUUUCCGGCAACAAGAGAGGUUUUGCUGAUACCAUGGAUGGGUUUUCUCAGGGGAAGUUUACUGGUAAUACGGGGAUGAACGCAAUGCUGUCACCUAGGCCUUCUUGUGCUCAGCCUUCUGCAAUGAAAGAAAUUCCAAGCAAGUUGCAAGAACGGCCUUGUUCAGCUAAUAAUGGAACUGGUCAUAACCAUACAGGUGCUUCUAUAAGUGGCAGUGCACCGGCUUCUAAGGCACAGGUUGUCGGUUGGCCUCCUAUAAGAUCAUUUAGGAAAAACUCCAUGGCCACUACAUCCAACAAGAACAAUGAUGAAGUGGAUGGAAAACCCGGUGGUGGCGCACUCUUUGUGAAGGUCAGCAUGGAUGGUGCUCCCUAUCUUAGGAAAGUAGAUCUAAGAAGUUAUUCAACAUAUCAGGAGCUAUCUUCUGCACUUGAGAAAAUGUUCAGCUGUUUUACCUUAGGUCAGUGUGGUUCCCAUGGAGCUCCAGGAAGAGAAAUGUUGAGUGAGAGUAAGCUGAGGGAUCUUCUGCACGGUUCAGAGUAUGUCGUCACUUAUGAAGAUAAAGAUGGAGACUGGAUGCUUGUAGGGGAUGUACCCUGGGAAAUGUUCAUUGAUACUUGCAAAAGGCUGAAAAUUAUGAAGGGUUCUGAUGCCAUUGGCUUAGCUCCCAGGGCCAUGGAAAAGUCCAAAAGCAGGACUUAAGGUAUUCGGGACCGCCUUUUGUCUAAUCAAAGCUUUAUUGCUGGAUCCAGAGUGGGAAAAAAGGAAGAUGACUGAAUUCCCUGAGAUCAAUGGUUUAACGCGAUUCAGCUGUUGUUUUUAUGUUUUCGAGUCCCUUAAGAGUCUUUCUUGGUCUUGUGUUAGUUUGUUACCACUAUAAUAUCAUAUGAAGCUACUUGGAAGAUUAGUAUUUGUGGAGUCUGUAAUCAAUAUAGGAAUCUGUUUGUUUGGAUGAAUCGAAUAUCUGUUGCAGCCAUCAUACGGUUCUAACACUAUGUUUGUGAUUUGUGUCUCACUCGCCUAUUCAUUUUCUUC
Messenger RNA from Vigna umbellata (rice bean), 1662 nucleotides. Its product is annotated as auxin-responsive protein IAA8-like. The record is from RefSeq and is a predicted model, not a curated record. Lineage: Eukaryota; Viridiplantae; Streptophyta; Magnoliopsida; Fabales; Fabaceae. Gene Ontology annotation, cellular component: nucleus. Gene Ontology annotation, biological process: regulation of DNA-templated transcription.